AUGGAAAAACCUCGACUAUCUAUCGAAACUAUCGGAAGUUUAAGUAACGGAAGUCGAGUUAACGGGAGUCCAACUAUCGGAAGUUCAACUACCGGAAGCCCAACUACCGGAGGUUCAACUAUCGGAAGUUCAAGUAACGGAAGUCAAGUUAACAGAAGUCCAACUAUCGAAAGCCCAACUACCGGAAGUACAACUAUCGGAAGUUCAACUACCGGAAGCCCAACUACCGGAGGUUCAACUAUCGGAAGUUCAAGUAACGGAAGUCAAGUUAACAGAAGUCCAACUAUCGAAAGCCCAACUACCGGAAGUACAACUAUCGGAAGUUCAACUACCGGAAGCCCAACUACCGGAGGUUCAACUAUCGGAAGUUCAAGUAACGGAAGUCAAGUUAACAGAAGUCCAACUAUCGAAAGCCCAACUACCGGAAGUACAACUAUCGGAAGUUCAAAUAUCGGGAUUCAGUUCUGUUCUGUGGUGGAAUUCAAGUUAUACACUAUAACCAACAAACCCCAAAGAUAUAGGCGGUGGUAUUCUGACUAA
Molecule: messenger RNA, 540 nt
Organism: Saccoglossus kowalevskii
Lineage: Eukaryota; Metazoa; Hemichordata; Enteropneusta; Harrimaniidae
Product: glucan endo-1,3-beta-glucosidase-like protein At1g69295-like
Source: RefSeq, a predicted model, not a curated record